Molecule: messenger RNA, 1704 nt
Organism: Beauveria bassiana ARSEF 2860
Lineage: Eukaryota; Fungi; Ascomycota; Sordariomycetes; Hypocreales; Cordycipitaceae
Product: major facilitator superfamily transporter
Exons: 6
Coding region: 1-1704 (567 amino acids)
Biological process (GO): transmembrane transport
Molecular function (GO): transmembrane transporter activity
Source: RefSeq, a predicted model, not a curated record
AUGCGCUCUUCCUCUCCCGAGGUUGAUUCUGACCGUGACCUUCGCGCGGAUGCGAAGCGAAGAGACCCUCUGCCUUUUCCAAGCCAGCAGAUGUUUGUUUUAGCUUGCUGCAGAAUAUGCGAGCCAAUCGCAUUCAUGUCCAUUUUCCCCUACAUCUAUUACAUGAUUCAGGACUUUCACAUUACCGAUGACCCUAGCAAAAUUGCAGUCUACGCUGGCAUGGUCACCUCUGCCUUUACCCUGGCGGAAUUCGCGACUGGUGUAUUCUGGGGACGUCUAAGUGACAGAAUCGGUCGCAAGCCCGUUCUACUCAGUGGUCUUGCCGGUACAGCCGUCAGCGUUCUCGUUUUCGGCUUUGCUCCCAAUCUACCAGUUGCCCUCCUUGCUCGAGCCUUGGGCGGUCUUCUCAAUGGCAACAUUGGUGUACUUCAGACCACCGUCGCUGAGCUCGUGACGGUCAAGGAACAACAGCCUCGGGCGUACACGAUCAUGCCCAUGGUCUGGUGCAUUGGAUCAAUCGUUGGCCCCAUGAUUGGGGGUGCUCUGGCACGUCCAUGCAUCAGCUAUCCCCAGCUCUUCGCAAGGGGCACAAUCUGGGAUCGGUAUCCCUACUUGCUGCCCAACCUCUUCAGCGCCUUGACUGUCCUCUUCGGUGUUAUUAUCGGGCUCCUCUUCCUCGACGAGACGCACGCCAAGCAGAAGCUGCAGCGUGACCGCUUUCGUGAAGUAGGAGACAAGAUUGCCGCCUUUUUCAGCCGUGCCGGAACAUGCAAAGGCCGCGCCCUAGAGAAGCAGAGCCUGCUUCGCGAUUCUGCACCGUCUGGAUACAGCGCUAUAUCGUGCCGUGCGCCUUGUGUACUCCACGAAGAUGACGAGCCGCUCCCAAGCUACAAGAGCCAGGAGAGCUCGCCAAAGCUGGGCCCGAGCAAGGCACUUGCGGCGCCCGUUAUUACUAGAAUUGAAACUGCGCCGCAGCGACAGACGAAGAUCUUUACUCGACCUGUCAUCAUGAACAUCAUGUCAUACGGCAUUCUUGCAUUCCAUACCAUGACAUUUGACCAGCUUUUCCCGGUAUUCCUCAGCACUUCACCGCCUGACCAUGCUGUCCAACAGCUACCUUUUAAAUUUGUUGACGGAUUUGGCCUCGACACGAAAACCAUUGGUGUCAUCAUGUCGGUCCAGGGUCUCUACUCGCUAUUCUCCAAUUAUCUCGUUGUCGCACCCGUGACCCGCCGUCUGGGAUCUCUCCGCCUCUUUCGACUGAUUGCAUUCUCCUACUUUUCGCUGUACCUCGUCACUCCCUACCUUGUACUGCUGCCCGAACGCAUGCGAAUGCCGGCCAUUUACUUGCUCGUUAUUUGGAAGUGCACCUUUGCGACAAUGGCCUACCCCAGCAAUGCAAUCCUCCUUGCCAACUCGGCGCCCUCCAAGGAGGUUUUGGGCACCAUCAACGGCAUCGCAGCCUCGACCGCCAGUCUUUGCCGCGCUCUGGGCCCCACGGUCUCUGGCUUCCUCUACGCUCUCGGCCUCCAGACUGGCUACUCCGGUCUCGCUUGGUGGUUCAGCGGCGCAACCACCCUUGUCGGUGCUUACCUCAGCUCUCAGAUCACCGAGGGUGGCUACAAGUCUGCCAACUCCGAGGAAGUAGACGAGCCACUCCUCGAUUCCAUGGCCGAAGAGUACGACAAUGAACGACGCGUUUGA